AUGGCCUGCACUAUGGAAACAGUGGCAAAGAUCUUUAAAGGAGUUUUAGUAGUUGAACUCUUGGGUGUUUUUGGAGCAUAUUUUUUGUUUUAUAAGAUGAACACAAGCCAAAAUUUCAGGCAAACAAUGAGCAAGAAAUUUCCCUUCAUCUUGGAAGUUUAUUACAAAUCCAUUGAACAGUCUGGAAUGUACGGAGUCAGAAAGCAAGAUCAAGAAAAAUGA
This is a messenger RNA of Zalophus californianus (California sea lion), 222 nucleotides long. Its product is annotated as protein CEBPZOS-like. The record is from RefSeq and is a predicted model, not a curated record. The coding region runs from base 1 to 222 and encodes 73 amino acids. The transcript has a single exon. NCBI's taxonomy places the organism in Eukaryota, Metazoa, Chordata, Mammalia, Carnivora, Otariidae.